Messenger RNA from Acanthocheilonema viteae, 120 nucleotides. Lineage: Eukaryota; Metazoa; Nematoda; Chromadorea; Rhabditida; Onchocercidae. The record is from the annotation of a GenBank genome assembly.
AUGAGUCAACAAGGAGAAGAAUUUGCAGAGCAGUUGGAAGCAGGAUUUGGCAAGGCUACCGAGUUGAUACAAGAAGAGUUGUCAGAACUCGUAACACAUUGGAAACUGAUCAUUAUUGGU